Molecule: messenger RNA, 674 nt
Organism: Homalodisca vitripennis (glassy-winged sharpshooter)
Lineage: Eukaryota; Metazoa; Arthropoda; Insecta; Hemiptera; Cicadellidae
Exons: 3
Coding region: 123-536 (137 amino acids)
Source: RefSeq, a predicted model, not a curated record
GACGACUUUUGUUUAAAUACGAACAUUUCUGAUUUUCAAAGGACAGCAACACCUACGUGUGAUUGAAUGUUCGUUCUUACAUAAAAACCGUUUAGUCUGUACCAUCCAAGCAUUGAGUCAACAUGAGAAAACGUACUUCACUACUAAUACUCUUGAUUAUUGCGGCGGUGUGGACACUGACAGUUUCAGAAGCCGACGCCCAUCCUCUGGCAGAUGCUAAACCGGAAGCGGAAGCAAUAGCCGAAGCAAAUCGAUGCGGGUCUUGUAACUCAGGAAACAAUUAUGGAACGUCUUCUAGCGGAUACAGCACAGGCGGUUAUAAUGACGAUUGUCCCUUCAGUUGUGGAGGAGCUGGAGUCUUUACCAAAAUUUUAGAGGGACUUCAAAUAAUAAUUAAUCACGUGAUAUAUAUAUUAUGUAUUAAUCAAGGAGGCCUUCUUUCAGCCAUUAUUAAAUUGAUAUUUGGCCCAAUCCCUUGUUUGGACAAUCUAGGUAAACAACAAAGCUGUUGUUGUUGUGGAGGGAAUAAUAAAUAAACUCAUAAGAAAUAUGUCUGUACCACAUAACAUAAUGCAUGUAUAUGUUUUCGUUAUACUCAUGCGUUUUAACAUUACGGUGAGUAUACCAAAUGGAAAAAAAUAUUUUGUACAAGGAAAUAAAGGUUAUUUACAGUA